UCACUUCCGGCCAGGGAACGCGCGGGUUGAUUCGUCCUUCCUCAGCCGCUGGUGCUUGCAGCUCGGAAAUGGCGGGAUUUGGUGCUAUGGAGAAAUUUUUGGUUGAAUACAAGAGUGCAGUAGAGAAGAAAUUGGCAGAGUACAAAUGUAACACGAACACAGCAAUUGAACUAAAAUUAGUUCGUUUUCCAGAAGAUCUUGAGAAUGACAUUAGAACUUUCUUUCCUGAAUAUACCCAUCAGCUAUUUGGGGAUGAAGAAACUGCCUUUGGUUACAAGGGUCUGAAGAUCCUGUUAUACUACAUUGCUGGUAGUUUGUCAACAAUGUUCCGUGUUGAAUAUGCAUCUAAAGUUGAUGAGAACUUUGACUGUGUAGAGGCAGAUGAUGUUGAGAGCAAAAUUAGACAAAUCAUUCCAUCUGGAUUUUGCACAAACACGAUUGAUUUUCUUUCUUUGCUGGAAAAGGAAGUGGAUUUCAAGCCAUUUGGGAUGUUACUCCAUACAUACUCUGUUCUCAGCCCAACAGGAGAAAAUUUUACCUUUCAAAUAUACAAGGCUGACAUGACAUGUAGAGGCUUUCGAGAAUAUCAUGAAAGGCUUCAAACCUUUUUGAUGUGGUUUAUUGAAACUGCUAGCUUUAUUGACGUGGAUGAUGAAAGAUGGCACUACUUUCUAGUAUUUGAGAAGUAUAAUAAGGAUGGAGCUACGCUCUUUGCGACCGUAGGCUACAUGACAGUCUAUAAUUACUAUGUGUACCCAGACAAAACCCGGCCACGUGUAAGUCAGAUGCUGAUAUUGACUCCAUUUCAAGGUCAAGGCCAUGGUGCUCAACUUCUUGAAACUGUUCACAGAUACUACAUUGCAUCUCCUUCUGUGCUUGACAUUACCGCGGAAGAUCCUUCUAAAAGUUAUGUGAAGUUAAGAGACUUUGUGCUUGUGAAGCUUUGCCAAGACUUGCCCUGUUUUUCCCGGGAAAAGUUAAUGCAAGGAUUCAAUGAAAGUAUGGCAGUAGAGGCACAACAGAAAUACAAAAUAAACAAGCAACAUGCUAGACGUGUUUAUGAAAUUCUUCGACUACUGGUAACUGACAUGAGUGAUGCUGAACAAUACAGAAGCUAUCGACUGGAUAUUAAAAGAAGACUAAUUAGCCCAUAUAAGAAAAAGCAGAGAGAUCUUGCUAAAAUGAGAAAAUGUCUCAGACCAGAAGAACUGACAAACCAGAUGAACCAAAUAGAAAUAAGCAUGCAACAUGAACAGCUGGAAGAAAGCUUUCAGGAACUUGUGGAAGAUUACCGACGUGUUAUUGAACGCCUUGCUCAAGAGUAGAGAUUAUACUACUCUGUACAGGAAGUUUACAAAUUUCUGUACUCUGUGUUGUGAAAAAAUCUGAUGACUUUGAUUUUAAAAUCUUGUAACAAUUCAGUUACAUUAAAAGUUAUCUAAUCUUUAGUUGAAUAUUUUCUUUUGGAGAGAUUGUAUAUUUUAAAAUAAUGUUUAGAGUCUAUAAGCAUAUAUAACAUUUUAAAAAAGAUAUAGCUUCUGAAAUGCCACUGCAAUUGUUUUCCUUCUUAAACAUUAUAAUAAAUGCUUAGUUG
Condylura cristata (star-nosed mole) is the source of this 1594-nucleotide messenger RNA. RefSeq names its product histone acetyltransferase 1 (gene HAT1). Gene Ontology annotation, biological process: subtelomeric heterochromatin formation. Gene Ontology annotation, molecular function: histone binding; histone H4 acetyltransferase activity. Bases 69 to 1325 code for a protein of 418 amino acids. The transcript is spliced from 11 exons. The record is from RefSeq and is a predicted model, not a curated record. Gene Ontology annotation, cellular component: nucleus. Lineage: Eukaryota; Metazoa; Chordata; Mammalia; Eulipotyphla; Talpidae.